CCAUAUACCGAGGGACAGGCCUCAGCAGUAGAUUAUCAUUAACGAUCACUGCCGCGGUAAUGAGUGUAAGCGAUACACCGAGGACCCCUGCGGCUUUACUCUCGGCUGUGGUCAAGAUGCAUGGCAUAUGCGCACAUGCUCUUAUCGGAGUACUUCCGUUGUCAGGCAAAUCAUAUUACGCAACGCUUUAGUGUCAUAAGUUAAUUCCCUUUGUUUUCGCGCAGACGCAGAUGUCGAAUACUAAUACUUCCGGCUGUAUCGUAAACAAUGCUUCGGCUGUCGGAUUUAUAUCCUUUUAUAAAGCAAACUCGAUCAUGUUAUUUUUCAUUUUCAUUCGAUAUGGGCGACUUUAUACACUGGGACGAUUCUGAUUUAGAUUUAGACCUACUCCUUGGCGACUAUACUGAUUAUGACAUAGAGCAACCGUCUGACGAAUGCUUCGAUGGAGACAACUACACUGACAGUCCAGUCUAUGACGAAGCUUCGUCGACUACUGGACCAAAACAGGCAAAAGAUCACGAGAAGGAAAACAAGAAAGCAAGAUAUGCUUGCCCACUGUGCCGAAAAACUUACAUGAGUAUCGGGGGCUUCCGUGGUCAUGUUACCAAGAAACACAACAGAUCAGAUAUUAAAGCACACGAACAUCGACAAGACUCUCCUGGUGGAAGCAGCCCUCCAGGUUCAACCUGCACAGGAAACCCACCAGUUCCCAUGUCAACGAUAGCAGACAUGCAGGAUGCUCUGAAAGCUGUCUUGACUAAGUCAAUCUCUACCGUUAUCUUGGAUCCAAUGAAUGACUCUUCGUGUUCCGUGAAUGGUCCACAUCUCGUUACUAUAGCCAAAGAAUGUAUGGACAAUCAAACAGUUCAGGAAAAACUUAUUUCUGUCCUUACCCCAGAAUUUCAAGAAGUUUUUUACAAGUUUGGACAUGGCUGUUCUCUUUCUGCUGAUAGAGAACAACUGUGGAUGAAAUUUCAUCAGAUGAGACUCAAUGAUGAAUUGCAGUCUGACCUGCACAGCAUUUUGGUGAAAAUGACAAGCGAGUCACAGAGGAUUGUUCAUAUCUUUGCCCAAUGUCUCAUGGACCGCAUUAUGCGAAAUAUUCUGAAAUAUAUCUCAGAAUCACAAAAGAAACAUUUCGAACAAACAGCAUCCACAAUCAGUGAUAAUGACCAAGCUGUGUUGUUUUAUGUAGCAGGCUACAUUUUGCAUGCUGUCUUAAAGAAGAAGAUGAUCUGUGGUACAGACAUAGACAUGCACGUGGAAGAAUGGCUUGCAUCUUCUGAUGAAAGUUCGAAGAGUGUCUACAAUGAGAAAUUUAGUAAGUGGACACAGAAAAUGAGCAGAGGAGGUCUUAAAUUCCCCAGUAGCAAUUUUUACCUACUUGUGAGGUCCUUUGAGAUUGAGAUGAGGACAAAAGUUGAACUUUCUCAGUUGUGUGCCUCGUCACUCCUAUGUGACAAACUUAAAGAAACCAUAAUGACAAAUUACAUGGUUUCGUACCAUUGGGACCAAUAA
Messenger RNA from Haliotis rufescens (red abalone), 1518 nucleotides. RefSeq lists its product as uncharacterized. The transcript is spliced from 2 exons. Lineage: Eukaryota; Metazoa; Mollusca; Gastropoda; Lepetellida; Haliotidae. The record is from RefSeq and is a predicted model, not a curated record. Bases 268 to 1518 code for a protein of 416 amino acids.